AUGGUAGCGACACAUGCGCCCAAGGCUUUGGCCUUGAUGGCCGUCACACUUCCCUUCGUCAUCCAAGCCGUACCAGCCAUCCCCAUCGGCAAGAGCAAGGAAGUCAAGUCGGAAAACCGCAUCCCCGCCGCAGACUAUCUCCUCGAACCUUCUAUCCCCAGCACGGAUGGUAUCGACCAGAUCAUCCAUGUCAUUGGGAAAGAAAAGGAGGAGAAACCCUCAGUAUCUCGAGAGGAAAUCACGGCGUCUAACCUCAACUACUUCCCCUGGGGCCGAGUCAACCUCGACAGUGAAAAAACACACAUUCCGGAUGACGAUGACGAGUUGGAGGAAAACGAGAACAAGUCUGACGAUAAAGCCAAACGCAGUAUGGACGACGGUGUUGUGGUGGAUGAAACAGCAUCCAAUAGUGCAUACGAAACUAUCCACCACAAGAUUUUAGACACGAACGAGACGGCUACUGCCAAUGAGCCUCGAUAUAACAGAAUGGAACUGUAUUCCAACCGUCCUACGCUUCUCCACGAGGACAAGUCACACAAGAAUGUACCUCAAAUAGAGAAGGCCAAGACGAAACAAGAUUAG
Molecule: messenger RNA, 582 nt
Organism: Fusarium poae
Lineage: Eukaryota; Fungi; Ascomycota; Sordariomycetes; Hypocreales; Nectriaceae
Exons: 1
Coding region: 1-582 (193 amino acids)
Source: RefSeq, a predicted model, not a curated record